Messenger RNA from Penicillium maclennaniae, 339 nucleotides. Its product is annotated as DASH complex subunit DAD1. The transcript has 3 exons. Lineage: Eukaryota; Fungi; Ascomycota; Eurotiomycetes; Eurotiales; Aspergillaceae. Gene Ontology annotation, cellular component: DASH complex; spindle microtubule; mitotic spindle pole body. The coding region runs from base 1 to 339 and encodes 112 amino acids. The record is from RefSeq and is a predicted model, not a curated record.
AUGGCGUGGGCCCAAUCAACCCCAGGCUCUAGCGGCCGUGCUGCUACGCCCACCGUAUUCGAACAACAGCGUGAGGGACUCGUGCGGGAAAUCGCAGUGGGCAUGGAGCAGGUCCUCCAGAACAUGAAUCGACUGAACCGAAACCUGGAGAGCAUUAUCACGGUCGGGAACGAGUUCGGAUCUGUAGAGGCUCUCUGGUCACAAUUUGAGAAUUUUAUGGGCAAACAAGACGAAGAGGGUGAAGAAGCUGUUCAAGGGAAGAGGCAUGUGAGUGGGGAGAGUGAUAGGCAAAUCAAGUCGGAUACACCGCAAGAGGAUGAUGAGUCGAUGGCCCAGUGA